Benincasa hispida (wax gourd) is the source of this 3347-nucleotide messenger RNA. RefSeq names its product RNA-metabolising metallo-beta-lactamase family protein. Lineage: Eukaryota; Viridiplantae; Streptophyta; Magnoliopsida; Cucurbitales; Cucurbitaceae. The record is from RefSeq and is a predicted model, not a curated record.
UCAUCCCCUAUCCGAAAAUGAUAAGCAUGAUAUUCCUGGGAGCUGGAAAAAGGUCCUAAACCCACCAUCUUCCCCCUCCUCCAUUUCCCGCUUCAAGGCUCUGUAGCUUCUAAACCCUCCAUCAUACACAGCUUCCUCCUCAAAGCUAUCAUUCCAAUUCCACUCUGGAACUGAACCAGCAUAUGCAAUUGGAAUUUUUGGGCGGUUCUUCCGUCCUCUGUUCACCACAUUCAGCUCCUUACAACCAGAGGAUGGUCUCCCUUGGCGCUCUUUCACUAUGCCCCUGCAGUCCGCUCUCACGCCCUCACCACACAGUUCGUACUAUUUAUUGUUGCAGUGGAUCUCCAACAGUGUUAGGCAAAAAUGUCUCGAAAGUACCCCGAAAAAGACCGGGAAGAUUGGAAGGUGCUAGAAGAAGCAUGGAAGACUCUGUUCAACGCAAGAUGGAACAGUUUUAUGAAGGUUCAGACGGUCCACCUCUCCGAGUUCUUCCAAUUGGUGGCCUUGGUGAAAUUGGGAUGAAUUGUAUGCUUGUUGGGAAUUAUGACCGCUACAUUCUGAUUGAUGCUGGUGUCAUGUUUCCUGACCAUGAUGAGCUUGGUGUCCAGAAAAUUAUACCUGAUACCACAUUUAUCAAAAGAUGGAGUCACAAAAUUGAAGCCGUUGUUAUUACACAUGGCCAUGAAGAUCACAUUGGUGCGUUGCCUUGGGUUAUUCCAGCUUUGGAUUCUCAUACACCAAUAUAUGCUUCUUCCUUUACAGUGGAGCUUAUAAAAAAGCGUCUGAAGGAAAAUGGGAUUUUUGUUCCUUCUCGACUUAAGGUGUUUAAGAUGAAAAAGAGAUUUACAGCUGGGCCAUUUGAAAUUGAGCCAAUUAGGGUUACCCAUUCCAUUCCUGAUUGUUGUGGAUUAGUUCUUCGAUGUGCUGAUGGUACAAUUCUUCAUACGGGAGACUGGAAGAUUGAUGAAUCACCAUUGGAUGGUAAAGUCUUUGAUCGAGAAACUUUGGAAGAACUAUCAAAAGAAGGAGUGACUCUUAUGAUGAGUGACUCAACAAAUGUACUAUCUCCUGGAAGGACUAUUAGUGAGUCUGUGGUGGCAGAUGCACUUUUAAGACGUAUCUCUGCCGCUAAAGGAAGGGUCAUUACGACUCAGUUUGCUUCAAAUAUACACCGUCUUGGAAGUGUGAAAGCAGCCGCGGAUUUAACUGGUAGAAAGUUGGUAUUUGUUGGCAUGUCUUUACGGACAUAUCUGGAUGCAGCCUGGAAAGAUGGGAAGGCACCGAUUGAUCCAUCGACCUUGGUAAAAGUGGAGGACAUUGAUGCCUAUGCUCCAAAAGAUUUAUUAAUUGUCACAACUGGCUCACAAGCAGAGCCACGUGCUGCCCUAAAUCUUGCAUCUUAUGGAAGUAGUCAUUCUCUCAAACUGAGCAAGGAAGACAUGAUUCUGUAUUCGGCCAAGGUUAUUCCAGGUAACGAAUCUAGAGUGAUGAAAAUGUUGAACCGUAUAUCAGAGAUUGGAUCGAAUAUAAUCAUGGGCAAGAAUGAGUUGCUGCACACAUCUGGUCACGGAUAUCGUGGAGAAUUAGAGGAGGUACUUCAAAUUGUUAAGCCGCAGCAUUUUUUACCCAUUCAUGGAGAGCUUUUAUUCCUCAAGGAGCAUGAAUUACUGGGCCGGUCGACAGGCAUUCGGCACACAACUGUUAUAAAAAAUGGAGAAAUGCUUGGAGUAUCUCAUCUAAGAAACAGAAGAGUUUUAUCCAAUGGUUUCACCUCUCUUGGGAGGGAGAAUUUACAGUUGAAGUAUAGUGAUGGUGACAAAGCAUUUGGAUCCUCAUCUGAGCUUUUCGUUGAUGAGAGACUAAAGAUUGCAACGGAUGGGAUUAUAGUGGUCAGUAUGGAAAUCUUGCGACCUCAAACAGAUGGUUUAAAUGAGACUGGCAUCAGAGGAAAACUAAGGAUCACUACUCGAUGUUUAUGGCUUGACAAGGGGAAGCUUCUAGAUGCACUUCAUAAAGCCGCUCAUGCAGCACUUUCAAGCUGCCCGGUGAAUUGUCCUCUAGCCCACAUGGAAAGAACUGUGUCUGAGCUUCUGAGGAAGAUGGUUAGAAAAUACAGUGGUAAGAGGCCUGAAGUCAUAGUCAUGGCCGUGGAGAACCCUGGAGGAGUUCUAUCCGAAGAGCUUGGAGCAAGGCUUUCAGGCAAGUCCAAUACUGGAUUUGGGAUGUCAGCAUUGAGAAAAGCAGUUGAUGGACAACCAACUAAGAGCCACUUAAACGGCAUAAGACCAGAUGGAAAUGACGAUUUGCAUUCUGAGGAUAACUCAAGUCAGGAGUCUCAAGGUUAUUAUUUGGAACCUGGAAGGCUACUUCCUGAAGAGGACUACGAUACCUCGAACUCAAACUUGACAGGGACACAAUCCUCUGAUAACGAGGGUUUGGAAGAUUUCUGGAGACCAUUUAUCACGCCAUCCUCUCCUGCUAGCGAAUUGGCCAAGGAUAACGAAGGUUCUGUUCAACAAUCAAAAAAUACGUUGGAGAUUACAAACGAAUGUGAAGAAGUUAGUGGUGACAAGUCACUGAAAACAUCAAAUUCUGACGUGAACCCUUUGAAGCCCGUGAAACGCAAUAAAUGGAAACCUGAGGAGAUCAAGAAACUUAUUAAAUUGCGGGGGGAAUUGCAUGCCAGGUUUCAAGUGGCCAGGGGACGAAUGGCAUUAUGGGAAGAGAUAUCCAAUGGCAUGUCGGCUGAUGGAAUUAAUCGGAGUCCUGGACAGUGCAAAUCUCUAUGGGCAUCUCUGGUUCAGAAAUUUGAGCAGGAAAGCAAAAGUGAAAAGAAAAGCAAGAGGAACUGGCCAUACUUCGAGGAAAUGAGUGGCAUAUUGUCUGAUUCAGAGGCAGUGGCAACAAAAUGACGGGAUGCUGUAAGCAACAGCAACUGAAAGUUUUGAAGAAACGUAGUUAGUCAUAUUUAUUCCAUACAGCAUGGAGAACCGCCUUGAUUAUUAAGAAACAGCCCAUUUUCAAAUGAUUCAAUGUCUCGGUAUCUCCAUGAACAUUGGCCCCAUCAAUGAGAAACCGUAUAUGAUUAUUAAGAGCAAUGGUGUUGGAGCUUACUUGGAUUAUCCGAUGCAUGCUAGCCUUUUUGGAGCCGAGGAAUGAGCAAAAUGUAUUGGGAUCUGGCGAACAUAAUUCAAUAGAAAUUGAAAUUUCAGGACAUAUGGGUUUGUUCCAUGCUGAAAUUCGUAAACAAAUUAGGGCAAGCUCUUUUAAUUUUAAUAAUAAUAGUUAUUAUUUUUUUAAGUUGACAAAUUAAUUCAUGAAAUCAACUUUAGCACAAUUUUGAGUAA